AGUUACUCAAUGCAGAUUGUCUUUCAAGUGCAAAACAGCUUACCUGGCUGCAGGAGCCAGCCUUUGGUGGCGCUGCGGUUAGAGGCUAGUAAUAGCAAAGCUGGUGUUUUGUGCAACCUGUUGGCAAAAGUGAAAGCCAGUGUACCCCAGAGCUGGCGGCAGCUUCCGGGAGUGCACUUGUGAGGAAUGAUGGCAGAUGCGCGCAGAAAACCUUGGCAGAACAGGCAGGUGGGAUGUCUUCUCUUUCUCUGGUGUGUGUCUGUGGGAAGCGCGGCCACCAUCCGCUAUUCGGUGGCGGAGGAGAUGGAGAGCGGCUCAUUUGUGGCUAACGUGGCUAAGGACCUGGGGCUGGAGGUGGGGAAGCUGGCUGAGCGCGGGGCGCGGCUGGUUGCUGAGGGCAACAAGUUGCAUUUCCGGCUCCACCGCAAGACCGGAGAUUUGUUCGUCAAGGAGAAACUGGAUCGCGAGGCACUCUGUGGCAAAGCUGACCCAUGCGUGCUGCACUUUGAAAUUGUUCUGGCAGAGCCUCUGCAGUCCUUCCGUGUGGAAGUCAGAGUAUUUGAUAUCAAUGACAAUGCCCCAGUUUUUCUAAACAAGGAGCCUCUUUUAAAGAUUCCCGAGAGCACCCCUUUGGGCUCACGCUUUCCACUGCAGAGCGCCCAGGAUCUAGACGUGGGACUCAAUGGUCUCCAAAACUACACCCUGAGUGCAAACGCCUAUUUCCACCUGCACACACGCUUCCGAAGCCAUGGGCCCAAAUAUGCGGAACUUGUGCUGGAUAAUCCUCUGGAUAGAGAGGAGCAGCCUGAAGUCAACUUGACCAUUACAGCAGUGGAUGGCGGGUCCCCUCCUAAGUCUGGCACUGCCAAUAUUCGAGUGGUUGUCCUGGACGUCAACGACCACGUGCCCCAGUUCUCUCGUCUGGUGUACCGCGCUCAGGUGCCAGAGAACAGCGACAACGGCUCUUUAGUGGUGGUGGUGACUGCCACGGACCUGGAUGAGGGCACCAACAAGCAGAUAACUUACUCUUUAGCUGAAAAUCCGGAAGCAGUUCUCCAGACAUUUCUUGUCGAUUCGCAAACUGGAGAGGUACGACUCCGAGGGCCCCUAGAUUUUGAAACCAUAGAAACAUAUGACAUUGACAUUCAAGCUACAGAUGGAGGGGGCCUUUCUGCCCACAGCAAAGUCUUGGUGGAAGUGGUGGAUGUAAAUGACAAUCCUCCGGAAGUGACAGUCUCCUCAGUGUCUAGCCCUCUUCCUGAGGACUCUCCGCUCCAGACUGUAGUGGCCCUCUUCACUAUCCGAGAUCGGGAUGUGCGAGUUGGAGGAAAAAUCACCUGCUUCCUCAGAGAAGACUUGCCCUUUGUAGUCAAACACACAUUCCGGAAUUCUUACUCGCUGGUCACUGACAGAAGCUUGGAUAGGGAGGAUGUCUCUAGCUAUAACAUCACCCUCGUUGCUAUGGAUACUGGACCACCCAACCUGUCCACAGAGACAGUGAUUGAAGUGCUAAUAUCAGACAUAAAUGACAAUCCUCCGGUCUUUCAGGAGGACUCCUACAUCUUGACUGUUCGUGAAAACAACAGCCCUGCCAUUUUUAUUGGCAAAGUCCACGCUGAGGACCUAGACGUGGGUGAAAAUGCCCAGGUAACAUACUCCCUGCUGCCUCCGAAGAGUGGAGAUCUGUCAGUCUUUGCUUACAUCUCUAUAAAUUCAGACAACGGAAAGCUCUACGCACUAAGAACCAUGGAUUAUGAGGCCAUCCAAGAUUUUCAGUUUGUGGUAAAGGCAACGGAUGGGGGUUUUCUGUCACUGAGUAGCCCUACUGUCAGAGUGGUUGUCCUCGAUGACAAUGACAAUCGUCCGAUGAUCUUGUACCCACUGCAGAAUGGCAGUUUGCCCUGCAACGACCUGGUGCCCAGGUCUGCAGAGGCAGGUUACCUGGUGACCAAAGUGGUAGCUGUUGAUGGUGACUCCGGGCAGAAUUCUUGGCUUUCAUACCAUCUCCUUAAAGCCACUGACCUUGGGUUAUUUUCUGUUCAGAGACAAAAUGGGGAAAUACGUACACUGAGGCAGAUAUCUGAGAGAGAUCCGAUGAUGCAGAAACUGAUCAUUCUUGUUCAGGAUCAUGGCCAACCCGCUCUCUCCACUACUGCCUCACUCAACAUCCUGCUGGUAGAUGGCUUUUCAGAGCCUUACUUACAGUUCCAGGAUCCAUCCAAGCAUUCUAGAAAGGUAAAUCCAACCACAAAAUAUUUGGUCAUUUCUCUGGCCGUGCUUUCUUUUCUUUUUCUCUUCUCUGUCACUGUGAUUUUUGUUAUACACCUCUACCAGAAGAUUAAACACAGAGACAAACUCACGAUUCAGGAGCACUUCUACGAUGACUGUAAUUUCCCUAACAAUUUGGUGCAAGGAAGAGGCAAUGGUUCCUUAUCCCAGCCUUGCCCAUAUGAUAUGUGCUCAGCCACUGGAACUGGCAAUAGUGAGUUCCGUUUUCUUAAGCGAUUUAUGCCCAAUUUCCCUUUCCCCCAUGCCGGAGAGGCGAAAACAGAGGGUGAUUCUACUUUGCCUCCAAAUUCUAAAAGAAAUCGGCCUCGGGGUUCAGAGGGCCGUGCCCGGAUAGGUGAUGACUAUAUGUAAUUCUGACUGACAGCCCGCACGAGAGAAGAGAAACAUGGUGUUAUAAGUCCAUCGUCAAAGAGCUACCAUCCUCAUUGAAACAAGGAUGGGAGUAGACUGCAUCUCUAGUGGAAACAGGAGUGCCUAGUUUGGUAAAAAUGGGAAACUCAGACUUAGGCUUAGCUUAGUAAAAAGCAAGUUUCCUGAUACCUAGA
Messenger RNA from Peromyscus leucopus (white-footed mouse), 2834 nucleotides. It is a transcript of the gene Pcdhb1, whose product is annotated as protocadherin beta 1. Gene Ontology annotation, molecular function: calcium ion binding. Gene Ontology annotation, cellular component: plasma membrane. The record is from RefSeq and is a predicted model, not a curated record. Gene Ontology annotation, biological process: homophilic cell-cell adhesion. NCBI's taxonomy places the organism in Eukaryota, Metazoa, Chordata, Mammalia, Rodentia, Cricetidae.